ACUGUAUCUUCGUUCAAAUGUUGAUCUCAAGGACAAGUGGAGGAAUAUGAGUGUGAUGGCUAAUGGUUGGGGAUCCCGAGAGAAGGCCAGGUUGGCUCUUAAGAGAUUACAUGCUCCUAAAAAAGAUGAGAACAUUUUGGCUCGAAGUGUUGCUGUCCAAAGUGAAGACGAAUUGCCAGAAGCUAAAUCUGUUUCUCUUUCCUCGGAUAUCAAGCUGAUAGCUGGUCCAAAGCGAUCUAAUGUAAGAAAAGAAGAAGAGGAGGAAGAAGAAGAAGAUGAUGAUGAAGAAGAAGAAACGGAAGCAGAAAGAACAGAAAGAGAUGCAAGAUAUGAUUGUCAUAGGUGGGAAAAAAGGUUAGACAAUCUCAUAAUUGAGGCAAUUACUACCUUGAGGGAACCUGGUGGCUCUAAUAAGACAAAGAUUACCUCAUAUAUAGAGGUAGUCUUCCUUUCACCAAAUUAAGACAUUUAACUUAAGUCGAAUCCCUUCCUUCAUUUUCUCAUCAAUGCGAGGAGAAAAUGAAAGGAGAUGGUUGUUGGUGAAAUCAAUUGAUUUCGAUCUCUUACAUAUUUAGACUUCGUUUCUUUAUUAAAUAAAUCGGUAUAAGCUUUAUGGAUUUAUAUUCAUGAUGCUAGUGCUCAUCUUCUGAAAACAAGGGGCAAAAACGGCUUCUGAUUGGUAACUAUUAAUUUUUGGAUUGAUAGGAGAGUUUUAUUGAUUAUUCUGAAUCCUUGGUGACUGAUUCAAGUGCUCAUCAAUGAGUAGUUAGUUCUCAAUAAUCGACUGAUUCAAGUGACAUUCAACAUUUGUCAGAAACUUUGGUACAAUUUGUAGUUAUGUUUUGAAUCACCUGUGGCUUUUGAUGUUAUAAUAUUUAUAUCCUUCUUUUCAAGAUCUUCACCCUUCUCUUUUUCUAAUUACACUUUUUCUAUGUCCAUUCGAAAAGUUAGUUGCAACUCCUUACUUUGUGCAGGGGCUUCCCCUUUGGAUGUGAAAUCAUAUUUUCAUAAUUAUUCUUCCUGAAAUUGAACUGUAUU
Molecule: messenger RNA, 1038 nt
Organism: Cucurbita pepo subsp. pepo (vegetable marrow)
Lineage: Eukaryota; Viridiplantae; Streptophyta; Magnoliopsida; Cucurbitales; Cucurbitaceae
Source: RefSeq, a predicted model, not a curated record